This is a messenger RNA of Lactuca sativa (garden lettuce), 1383 nucleotides long. RefSeq lists its product as uncharacterized. NCBI's taxonomy places the organism in Eukaryota, Viridiplantae, Streptophyta, Magnoliopsida, Asterales, Asteraceae. The record is from RefSeq and is a predicted model, not a curated record.
AUGGGUAUUUUCUUGGUUUUUUUCCCUGAAGAACAACACUUCAAUUCUUCAACACCUUCAUCAACAACAUCAUCACUAUCACCAUUUAAAUCUCCUAAAAUUAACGCCUUUCUCAAACGCACGAAUUCCAGUCAUAUCUUCACCAGAGCUCAAUCCACCAUCUCCGUUUGUGCUCUGUUAAUCUUCCUCACUUUCCUUCUCUUCACUCUCUCAUCUUUUGAGCCCAACAACGAUUUCAUCUCCUCUCAUAAUCUUCAUCAAUAUCGCCGGUAUCUCUCUCAGAAUCACCCCAAGUUUCACACGAAACGAAUAUGGAACCCACCGGCGUUACAAGGGCUAGGUACUCUGUAUACACGAGGCACGAUGGCCAUGAAUGAGCUCGUAAUCUGUCACGUUUCUGACUCCGUAACGAAGAAAGAACUAAAAUUGUUCUUACGAAGCUACCACAGGUCUGGUUUAGCUUCAAAAUCGGACCUUUUGUUUGUAUUCAAUUCCAUUUCGACGAUAGAUUCUUUCGAUGAUGUAAUUCGGGACGAGAAUGAUUUGUUCCUGAAACUGGUUCACCGGUACAAAUCAGAAUUGGGAAAUGGGAGUAAAGCUGUCGACUUUCCGGCGAGUUUCGACGUGACCCGGUUUGUGAAAUCCGGCAACGAGGCAGAUAAAGGAGAAUCCAUCUGGGGUCGGAAAAUUAAGAGUAAUAAUUCGAGUUUCAGCAAUGGUGAUAAUGGAACCGAGUUGACUCGGAUGUGUUAUGGAUCGGUUGUGGGUUUUGGCAUUGGCGAGCUUGACCCUGAAAACUCGUUAUCCGGGUUUUUAGACCACGUUCCGAUGAAUCUGAGAAGAUGGGCUUCUUACCCGAUGAUUUUGGGUCGGGUUCGCCGGAAAUUCAAGCACAUAAUGCUCGUCGACGUUAAGGAGCUUUUACUACUCGGAGACCCACUCGCCCGGGUCAAAAACCAUACUCCCGAGUCGAUUUUCCUCUCAUCAACGCCAACACCAAAACACAGCCGGAAAAACAACAAACCCCACCGGAAAACCAUAAAUCCGGCGUUGAUAAUAGGCGGAGAACGCGGUGUCCGACGGUUAUCCGCCGCAAUACUGACGGAGAUCGUCCGAUCAACAACGCGUCAGCGCCACAACAAGAAGAAUUCAAUCACGGAAUCGACGCUUUUGAGUCAACUCGCCGCAAACGAGUUCUUGCAGAAAAGCAUACAUUUUGUGUCAUCACCCGAGUCAAUAUCGGAGCCGAGUUCACUCAGUGGAGUGGCAUUAGCAAAUAUGACAGUGGUGCGGCGUGGAAAUAGCAAUUUAGAUAUUGGAGCAGUUAUUACGAAGCAUAUCUGUUCAUUUUCAAUAGAUUCCUCGGUGUACAAGGAUUGUUGA